Messenger RNA from Lottia gigantea (owl limpet), 690 nucleotides. RefSeq lists its product as hypothetical. The coding region runs from base 1 to 690 and encodes 229 amino acids. The record is from RefSeq and is a predicted model, not a curated record. Gene Ontology annotation, molecular function: RNA polymerase II cis-regulatory region sequence-specific DNA binding; DNA-binding transcription factor activity, RNA polymerase II-specific. Gene Ontology annotation, biological process: regulation of transcription by RNA polymerase II. NCBI's taxonomy places the organism in Eukaryota, Metazoa, Mollusca, Gastropoda, Lottiidae. Gene Ontology annotation, cellular component: nucleus. The transcript has a single exon.
AUGGAUCUAAACAACGACAUCGAAAUACAUACUGAAGUCAGCGAAAAAAGUAACAAAUGUGAUGCCUACAAUAGAUCCUUUAUUCAGUUAAGCAAUCUUAAACUCAACCGUAUGCGUAAAGCAUAUAAGAAGCCUUACAAAUGUGAUGUUUGUGGAAAAUAUUUUAGACGGCCCAGUGAUGUUGAUACUCAUAUGAGAUUACAUACUGGAGAAAAACCCUAUCAGUGUGAUGUUUGUGACACUUAUUUUUCCCACCAACAAUCACUUCAAAAUCACCAAUGUGAUGUUUGUGACAUGACCUUUAAAGAGUCAAGUUCUCUUAAACGUCACUUCAAAGUACACACUGGAGAAAAACCUCAUAGAUGUGCUUUAUGUGGAAAAUGUUUUCCACAACGCAGUUCACUACAAAUGCAUAUGCGAAUACAUACCGGGGAGAAACCUUGCAAAUGUGAUGUGUGUGGAAUGUGUUUUACAAAUCCAGAUACUUUGAAAUGUCACUCAAGAAUACAUUCAGGAGAGAAACCUUACAAAUGUGAUGUUUGCGAAAAAAGCUUUUCUCAACAAGAUGCACUGAAACGUCACUCAAGAAUACAUACAGGAGAAAAACCUUACAUAUGUGAUGUUUGUGGAAACCGUUUCAACCAAGGCAGCAUGUUGAAUGGACAUAAGGAAAUUCAUCAUAAAUCCUAA